AUGGCAUUCCCAGGCCUGAUCCGGCCUGCUGCUGCUAAAGUGAAGCCGCCAAGCGAUGUACGGAAGCCUCACGCACGUCCACGCUCACGUCGCAAGGGCGCACCUUUCGCGCUCAAGCCCCAGCUCGAAGCUCGAAUUUGGACGCCGGAGCAACCGCAACGGCCUUGCGCCUGCGCUCGGGGCUGGCUGCCUGUAGAUUCCACCAACCGAGCAUCCCUCUCGCGACAGGCAUCCUUGCAAGCCCAUCUUGCCGCGUCGCUCACCAAACAGCCGCUGGAAACGCGAACGUGCUUCGCUCACUGCCUCGCCCUUCACUUUCUUGCCUCUCGACAUCCUCACCAUACUCGACCCUUCCUACCACUCCUCUCCCAAGCCUCCUCAUCUUCACCUCUCUCUCCCCCUUCAUCAAGCCUGCACAGUGCGACGCCAUCUUCGUCGCUGCUCACUGCGCUGUUCAACACCGUCGACUCGCUCAUCGUGUCGUCGCAAGCAGAGACUCUGAUCACGGCAUCUCCAAGCUCGCUCGCCAUCAACACCCGAACGCACGCCCUUCACCAGCCAUCCAACCAACCACACAGCAAGCCUCUACCGACAACUGCCGACAUAUUCUAUCUCAACACACUCUCAAAGCAACAUUCGACUACCAUCAAGAACUCUUCUCUUCCUCUGGCUACUGCUCCUUCGGCGUCCCAUCUGCUGGCAUGGCAGACCUGGGAUGACGAGGACGAGGAGGAGGCAGCGUCUGGAGCAGCAAAUCGACUCGCCCGUCUGAGACAGUGA
Molecule: messenger RNA, 780 nt
Organism: Moesziomyces antarcticus
Lineage: Eukaryota; Fungi; Basidiomycota; Ustilaginomycetes; Ustilaginales; Ustilaginaceae
Exons: 4
Coding region: 1-780 (259 amino acids)
Source: RefSeq, a predicted model, not a curated record